GAAAAGAUAAUCUGCCACGCGGUGUUAAGAUUAAAUGGGAUACUCACAGGUUACUUAAGUAUUUACAAUGCAAUAAUGGAUUGUGCACAUCACAAUUUACAAAUACAAAAGAAUCAGUACAUCCACGACAUUGUAAAGGCCGUCGACUGCAGAAUAAAAGAAAUAAAGAACGAAUUAAACAAAUUGGAAGGGAGUAACUAUAGAUUUCCACACAACGGCUUACAAGACUUCGCUCUGACACCUUGCAAUAUUGAGCUAGUUCAUAUACCUGAAAAGGCCGAGGUAUCAGAAGAGGUAAAAAUCUUGAUCGAAGAAACUAAGCAAAAGAUAAUUGAGGAAAUGGAGAGGAAAGCAAAAGAAGAAGCAGAAGAAGAAGCCGGAGAAGAAAUUACACAGUGGUGGGAUAACGAUAAUGCCACAGACAGUGAAGAUAAAACACAAAUUUACGAAGUGGAACAGAAAGAGUCAGAUGAAACAUUAGAGAGAAGACACCUACUGUCAAUGAUUGCGGCACAGGAGAAGGCAAGACAAGUAACCCGGCAGGUGAAACUCCGACGCUUAAAAAGGCAGAUGUGGGAAAAAGAGUUAAAAGGAGAAACCAAUACGCCAGCGACAUUGGAAACAAGAGCAAGGGCAGCGAAUAUGAUACAAAAGUACUGCAGAAAGUAUUUUGAGCUAAAAAGAAAGAAAGUAGCAGAUUGUAAACGCGAUGAGUUAUUAGGCCUAAGAAUCUGCAAAAAACGAGAAAAAACAGCAAUGGAGCAUAGUCUACAAGUAAGCGCAAAACGAAUGAAAUUGCGAGCACAGUAUGAAAUUGAAUAUAAAGAAGACUGUGAAAAAAUUAAAAACGCCUUCGAAAAGAAAAGGGGACGUGAAAUUGUUGAGGAUUAUCGAGAUGAAAUUAGAGAUUGGUUUCGACAAUGGUAUAAAAAAAUGAAUUUUUUCUAUGACAUACCGAAAGACAACCAGGGUGGAUCAACUUUGAUUCUAAAUGGAACGGUUCCCACUCCUGAGGAGUAUAACACUUUUUAUCAAACUGUUGUGGAUAAAAGGAAGAAAAACAAAGAUAAAUCUGCGAGUGAACUAAAAAAUGAAAAGAAGCAGGCAAAAAUCGAAGCCAUUAUGAAGAAAAAGGAAGCAGCCAUGAAGAAGAAGUUUGAAGAAAAGUUUUUGAAGAAAACUAUGAAGAAUCCAUCGACUCACCCUGGUUACAUGUUUCCAAAGUCAGAAAGAAUAGAAAAUGUGCUAUCGUCAAUUGAAGAGUACCAUAAAAGAUGGGAUGAUCUAGACGAAUUAAAUACUAUGGAUGUAAAAGAAAAAUACGUCAAAUUCAUCGAAGAAGAAAAAGCAUUUACAGAAGUGAAAAUGGAAUUAAGGCCAACAGUAGAUGAUGUAAUGAGAAAAGAACUUAAAAAGUUAAAAGAUGCGAUGGAAAGAGAUUAUGAAUAUAUGGAAAAAGAAUUACCUGAAGUUAUGAUAGCAGAAUUUCCAAGAAUAACUCGUAAGAAAAAAAAGGUGAAGAAAGAAAAAAAGCUUAUGGAUAUCGGAGAUGCUAUGAAGCAUUUAAUCGUUAAAGAAAUAAUAAAAGAGUAUCCUCGUACUACUUUCGAUGAUUUCAAAGGUGAAGCAAAUGUUAUUGGUGAUGAUAUUCGAUGCAAUUUGCAACAAGCAGUUCCGCAUGCGGCUGAAAUAAAAGCAAUUUGGUGGGAACAAUGCAGUGAAUUGAUACGUGGUUUGAAUAAAAUACUUUUAAUCGGUCCUCUAGGAAGUGGAAAGACUACGCUUGUCCAUAUAAUGGCUACCAUAAACGAUGCAACACUUUUUGAAGUUGAUCUCAAAGAGUAUGCAGACGAAGAAUUAACCGCUGUCGUGGCGAAAACAGCGGAUGCCUUAGCAACAUGUGCAAGAGCAUCUCAACCGUGCGUCAUCUAUUUUAAACAUAUUCAACGACUAUUUUAUGGUAAGAAAAAAAUGCCACCGAAUGAAGCCAAGCUAAACGAUUCACUACUCCGAAAACACCUAAUAAAGAAGUUGUUUAAGCAGUUUCAGAAACAUGACAAAGUGACUAUUGUAGGAGGAUGUGCUGAUCCUUGGCUGACCCAAAGCGGAGCGUUGCUGAAAAGUUUCCCAAAUGUCAUCCUGACGCCGAAUACACAUUACUCGACGACCUUCGAAAUACUUAGAGAAUGGGUUUUGAGCAAUCGAAUGGUACCCCCUGACCUGGAUAUUGACACAUUGGCCUAUACAUUACAAGGAUAUAGCUACGAAUACUUAAAGGAGUCUUUGAAGAGUUUCUUAACCGCUGAACGUAUUGUUAGAAUGGCAGCUAAAGGUUUAACCACACAAGAAGUCUUCGAUCACGUAAUAGAUGACCCCACGGAACAAAAAACGGACUAUGAAAAGUACCUUAAUUGGUAUACAGACAAAACUCAAUGGGGUAAAAUCGAAAAGAAACACAUAAAAGAGCAAUUGGAAUAUCAAGAACUGGCGAAGAAGUAUGAAGAACAAGCAAAGAAAAACAAGAAGAAAGGCCUCGGUAGUGAAGCUGGUAGUGUUGCUAGUACAAUUGCUUAAUAAAUCUAUUCUACAGUGGC
Molecule: messenger RNA, 2594 nt
Organism: Hyposmocoma kahamanoa
Lineage: Eukaryota; Metazoa; Arthropoda; Insecta; Lepidoptera; Cosmopterigidae
Product: IQ and AAA domain-containing protein 1-like
Exons: 17
Coding region: 76-2574 (832 amino acids)
Molecular function (GO): ATP binding; ATP hydrolysis activity
Source: RefSeq, a predicted model, not a curated record